AAACUGUUCAAUUGAACCAAGGAACCACGGGAAACUGUGAACCUCUUUGUUCUUUGAGGUAGGUAAUGAAAAGCCAAUAACAAGAAGAGGAUAAACCAAACUGUGCUAGAGCUUUCAGUGUCAAAGAGACUUAACGCACUCGUACAGCCGCCCCACCAGGACGAAGAGCUAGAAGCUACAGGCGAUCGACCAUAUCAGUUGCCAAAACGGAAAAAUCGCAAACGCUAUAAAGAGCGAGUACCGUCUUAAGUUCAGACAAAUAGACAAUACAAAGAAGUGAAAGGAUAAACUGUAACCGGCAGAGUAACACCCUCCAAACAACAAAGUAUGCUGCCAACAUUUAGUUUUACACCGGAGCAGGUAGCGUGCGUGUGCGAAGUACUACAGCAGAGCGGAGACAUAGAACGUCUCGGAAGAUUUCUUUGGUCUCUCCCAGAAUGCGAAACCAUCCAGAAGAACGAGAGCGUGCUAAAAGCAAAGGCAAUGGUUUCCUUCCAUCAGGGAAACUUCCAAGAGCUGUAUCGCAUACUGGAAAACAACACGUUUUCUCCAAGUUCGCAUCCCAAGUUGCAGUCGCUCUGGUUAAAGGCGCACUACAUCGAAGCAGAGAAACUCCGCGGUCGGCCGUUAGGAGCCGUGGGGAAAUAUCGUGUUCGACGCAAAUUUCCAUUGCCGAGAACAAUCUGGGACGGCGAGGAAACUAGUUACUGUUUCAAGGAAAAAUCAAGGAACAUAUUGCGAGAGUGGUACUCGCACAACCCAUACCCAUCGCCUCGAGAGAAGCGCGAGCUUGCUGAGGCAACAGGUCUAACCACUACACAAGUAAGCAACUGGUUUAAGAACAGAAGGCAGCGGGAUAGGGCAGCGGAAGCCAAAAUAAGGGAAUCAACGGUGGACAUAAGAACCAAGCAGAUGUUAAACCCUGAGAAGCAGGCGAUGCUGAAUGACGUGAAAAAGUGUGGUAUACCCGACUUCUCCCAAUGCAUGAAUGGAUCACAUAUACCCGGCACUCACACUCCUGUUCCUGUCAAACUAGAAGUGGAUGACCCUACUCUAAUGGCUGCAAUGUCGCAUGAGCCUAUGGCGCCCGUUUCGGGGACUGAAUUCACCCAUGGACUUCACGACAGCCACAUGCUAACUACGUUAACAAAUUCUCUCGUAGGACUCUAAAUGCACCACGCUUUAGGAAUUGCCAAUGAGACUUAAGCCUUUCUGCAGCUGGUUACGUCGUUUGAACGGAAAAGAACCCGUCUUCUUCUCUUGCACGGGAAAAUCUUUCCAAAUGCCACAGCUUAGAGAAUUUUUUUUCAGUUUAAUAAGAUAUUUAGCAUAGCUUAUAAAAGCGUAGUUAUAUUAUAAUUAGAAACUAAAGCUAAACCAUUGGGAAAUUCGACAAUAGCUGCCUCGUACUUGGGGCACAAUGAACUGUUAAAUAAUAGCUUCAUUCAUACGCGAAGUUGUGUACAAGGUAAACACCGACGCAAGCUUAUAACCUUGCAUGCGUAUCACGCUUAAAACCAAAACGUCGGUAUUGCGUACCAAUAAAAAAGGUCAUGUAUCUUCAAAAGAAUUAUGUGUAUAAAGCAAAUGUUUUCUUGCAGUCAUGUUUAAAGUACUAUCACCUUGUGUUAUUCCAUAUAUUAAUCUUGUACAGUAUUCUUUCACGAGCGACCAGUUGGUUGAAAGCAACUGUGGCGUCCUUGUUAAAUGUCAGACGACUUCGCUGUACACCUUAAUUUGCAGUGGAAAUAAAAAUCCCCAGAAUAACAUGA
Pocillopora verrucosa is the source of this 1772-nucleotide messenger RNA. RefSeq names its product homeobox protein six1-like. Lineage: Eukaryota; Metazoa; Cnidaria; Anthozoa; Scleractinia; Pocilloporidae. The record is from RefSeq and is a predicted model, not a curated record. Gene Ontology annotation, biological process: regulation of transcription by RNA polymerase II. Gene Ontology annotation, cellular component: transcription regulator complex; nucleus. Gene Ontology annotation, molecular function: DNA-binding transcription factor activity, RNA polymerase II-specific; RNA polymerase II cis-regulatory region sequence-specific DNA binding.